Molecule: messenger RNA, 2632 nt
Organism: Phascolarctos cinereus (koala)
Lineage: Eukaryota; Metazoa; Chordata; Mammalia; Diprotodontia; Phascolarctidae
Source: RefSeq, a predicted model, not a curated record
UUUUGUUUUGUUUUGUUUUUUUGUUUUGUUUUGUUUUGUUUGUUUUUUGGUGUGGGGCUACCACCAGAUUCCAAGUCCCGGGGUUCCGCGUUCUCUUUGUGACGUAUGGUUCUCGUCACGUGCCCUCUCACGACGCCCAAUCAGAGCACGGAGUCCUUCCAGGCUCGCGAUUCAAACUGUUCCUAUUGCCCGGGCCGAGCCCGGCUCGGAAUCUCCCGGUGGAAUGAAACAAUUGAGCUUUUUCGUGAUAAGAUGCCAUUACGGAAACAUCGAAGUCAUUUCAAAAGCUACGAACGUUGCUUUACAGCCUCAGAAGCUGUGGAUUGGUUACAUGAUCUACUCAGGCAUAGCCAGAACUUUGGCCCAGAAGUGACUCGCAAACAAACAGUACAGCUGCUAAAAAAGUUCCUGAAAAAUCAUGUUAUUGAAGACAUCAAGGGAAGGUGGGGUCAGGAAGAUUUUGAGGACAACCGACAUCUUUACAGGUUUCCACCUUCUUCACCCCUGAAACCAUACCCAAAGAGAUCACCUUACCAAGCAAGUGUUAUCAAAUUCCCAGACUGGACUGAUCAACCACCAGGCACUACCCAAGAAAACAUACCCGUGAGACCUAUUAUUAUGAAUUCUGAAUCAUGGUACAAGCGUCACAGUAUCGCAAUUGGAGAAGUGCCUGCCUGCCGCCUUGUCUACCGGAAGCAACUGACAGAGGCCAAUGUGGAGGAGAUCUGGAAGUCUAUGACAUUAUCACAUUUACAGAAAAUCCUUGAACUGGACUCCCUGGAGGAAGUUUUGGAUACCAAACUUGUCAACUCAAAGUUCAUCAUCCACAAUGUAUACAGUGUUAGUAAGCAGGGAGUUGUCAUCCUCACGGAUAAAUCAAAAGAACUUCCUCAUUGGGUACUGUCAGCUAUGAAAUGCUUAGCAAAUUGGCCUACUUGUUCAGACUUGAAGCAGCCUAUGUAUUCAGGGUUUGAAAAAGAUGUCUUUAAAACUAUAGCAGAUUACUAUGGUCACUUGAAGGAACCUCUGCUCACAUUUCAGCUUUUUGAUGUCUUUGUCAGUGUACUGGGUUUGUUACAGAAAGAAAAAAUUGCUAUUGAAGCAUUUCAGAUUUGCUGUCUCCUCCUGCCUCCUGAAAAUCGGAGAAAGUUACAACUGUUGAUUAGGAUGAUGGCGAAGAUCUGCUUAAACAAGGAAAUGCCACCGCUCUGUGAUGGCCUUGGCACCCGUACUCUGAUGGUUCAGACGUUUUCACGUUGCAUCCUGUGCUCUGAGGAGGAAGUCGAUUUGGAUGAACUGUUGGCUGCCAGACUGGUGACAUUUCUGAUGGACAAUCACCAGGAGAUCUUGCAGGCUCCCUCUUCCUUGCAGAGUGCAAUAGAGGAUCGAGUAGCCCAUCUGCGAAGGGUCCAGAUAAAAUACCCAGGAGCGGAUACUGAUGCAACUUUGUCUGCCCCACCAUUUUGUCGUCAGAUUAGUCCAGAAGAAUUUGAAUACCAAAGAGUAUGUGGCUCCCAAGAACCCCUGGCAGCAUUGCUGGAGGAAAUCAUCAUGGAUACCAAACUGUCAGUCAAGGAUAAAAAGAAAAAACUGAAACAGUUUCAGAAAUCCUAUCCUGAAGUCUACCAGGAGCGAUUUCCCACACCAGAGAGUGAAGCACUGGUGUUUCCAGAAAAACUAAAACCGAAACCACAGCUGCUGAUGUGGGCACUGAAAAAGCCUUUUCAGCCUUUUCAAAGAACUAGAAGUUUUCGGAUGUAACUCGUUCUGAAAUCAUUAGUGAUCUCUUUUUUGAGUGCCUGAAUUUGGAAGAGAGGACAACAUAUGCAUUUUGAGUACUGAAAUAUAUGAAAAAGGUUAUCUGAUUUUAAAAAAUGAUCUUGAGCCAUUACCAGUAUUUUUAUAAGCUUUGAUUUCUAUUUUUUAUGUACAAUUAUUUUCACAAUUAUAGGCCAAGUGUUGUGUAGGAGGAUGAAAUUGGAAAUUUUAAGAAUGAGGUGUUUUAGUUCUCUUUAGUCAUUUCUUUUAAAUGUUAUUUUCUUCAGUGAAUUGUGUAUAAGUGUGAGUGUGCGGGUGUGUUUUGUGUAUGGGUGUGUAAAAGUUAUUAGCUCUUGAGAUACUUGUAAACAAGUUUGAAAAAGUGAUUGUAUGUACUUGAAUGAGAACAAAACACUGGGUAUUGUUACUAUGCUGUUACUGCCUCUACAACUAGGUAUGGUUUCUACUGUACAAAUUCUGUGACUUUUCUUAACUGUACAAAGGUUCUUUAGGCCCUGUGCUGGCCCUUAGUUCCUUUACUCUUGAUAUAUUGGACAUCAAGAUGAAUUUCAAUAAACUAACUCCCCCCAUGACAUAUCAUUCAGUAUUUGUAAAUCUGCCUAGAAUGGCCGAAUUUGGAACCUGGCCAAAGAUGGAAGGCUAAACAAGAUAAACUGCACCAGGUCCUCUCAGCCCUGUAAUUUCUCGUCAAAAUCUUUACUGUUUUUCUGUGAAAAACACAAGUGGGAGAAGGGCAAUGAGACUGAGUCCUUUCACAAAUCCAUUUUUCCGAACCAACACAAAUCUUUUUGGAAGGGUGUGGAUGUAUAUAUGUCUAAGUGAAUAGGUAAAUAAAAUGCAUUUUUUUCCUGUG